Molecule: messenger RNA, 1493 nt
Organism: Chironomus riparius
Lineage: Eukaryota; Metazoa; Arthropoda; Insecta; Diptera; Chironomidae
Source: the annotation of a GenBank genome assembly
AACGCAAGCAAUACAACAACAAAAACAGCAUAAACAAGAAAUAAUUUUUUCUUUCAUGAUUGAAGUUCUACUGACAUUUCAGAAAUGAGUGUGAGGGGAAAUGAAAGAAAAUAAUCUACCUUGUGCAUAUUGAAAAUGAUUUUGAUUUGCAGUUUUAUAAAUUCAUUUUGAUAUGCUAAAUUGUUUUGAAAUAAAAUUGAUUUACAUUACUGGAUGUUAUAUACAUACCUAGUUCUUAUUUGAAAAGAGUGAAAAUAUUAAAUUAUAGAUUGCUGCUUAAAUGAAUAUUAUGCACAACAAUUUUGAUGGUGUUUGUUAAACGGAAAAUAUACAUACGGAUGGGAAUAAUAAGAAAAAUUAAUUGAAAUGUUCAUCGGCGUUUCUUCCUUGCCAUACAUACUUCGAAUGUGUUUAACUAAAAAGUAAUCAUCAAGCAUAUUUAUUGUACCUUUAUACUCUCUGCCAUGUUCUCGAUAUAAUCAUCAUAAAAACAUGUCGGAACCACGAAAUUUACAACCAGCACUGCAGUUUUAUGCAGCCGCUGCUGCUGCACAAUUUACACCGAGAUCAGGAAUGGUUAAUUGGCAACCAUUUCUGCAAUUUGGAAUGUCAUUUCUUAAUCAUCAAACAUUAUCGAAUAUUGCCAACAAAAACAGUAUUAAUAAUAAUUGUGGAAUCGGAAUUAAAAAUAGCAAUAAAAAACCAAACAUCGACCACUCAUCCCUAAAUCCUACAUCAAGCAGCGAUGAUUCAAACGAUGAUCAGAGUUCUCACGUAGAUGAAGACAAUAGUUUUUCGAAAAAAAGACGAUCUAGAACUAAUUUUAAUUCAUGGCAGCUUGAGGAAUUAGAGAGAGCAUUUUCAGCUAGUCAUUAUCCCGACAUAUUUAUGAGAGAAGCACUAGCAAUGAGACUGGAUCUGAUAGAAAGUCGAGUAGCUGUAUGGUUUCAAAAUAGACGAGCUAAAGUGAGAAAGAGGGAAAAUACAAAGAAGGGUCCAGGCAGGCCGGCACAUAACGCACAACCUCAAACAUGUUCUGGAGAGCCAAUACCAUCAAAUGAGAUAAAAGCUCGAGAAAAAGCGCGCCGUAAGAAAAGGAUUAAUAAAGCUGUUGAUAGACAAGCACGUAAGCUUCGAGCUAAGGGUAUUUCAGUAGAUAUGGAAGCUUUGAGAACUGACUAUGUUGCACAACAAUAUGGACAAAAUUACAACACAUCAGAUAGCGACGAUAAUGAUGAGGAUACAAUCGAUGUAGUAGGUGAUGCAACAGAUGGAGAUUCUCAACGACAAAUAGACUGUAUAGAUUAUAAUAAAACUUCCAAAAAUUUCUCGAAGACAAACUUUUUUAGUAUUGAAAGAAUCUUAUGUAAAAGUUCGUGAAAUAUGCUAUAUUUAAAGUUAUUAUAUAAAAUGAUUAAAAAAUCUUAAACUGAAGUCUUGAGUAGUAUUCAUUCUUCAUUAAAGUUUAAGAAAGUAGAAUGGCAAUAUAAAAU